CUUGGGUGAAAAAUUGUUGAUGAAAAUAGAGUUUACUUUUUUCAAAGUCGCAAAAGUGUAUUGAAAGUUAAACAAGUUGAUUUAACCUGUAUAACUAACCAGUUUUUAUCUUCUUUUUCUCAUUCUCUUUUAGAUUAACUUCGCAACUCUGUCAUCAUUAUUAUCAACACAACAGCACCACCAACAACAACAACAACAAAUACAGCAACAAGAUGAAACAUAACUUCGAUUAACCUUCUUCUAGUGUCAUCAUCAUUACCUAUUUUUCUCGACUUCUUCUUAUUAUUUCUAUUACCUUUUCUAUCAUUUUUCAUUAUUAUCUCUCCCUUUCACUUGAAUAGCUUCUUUUCACCAACUAAUUAUUUGCAUCAAUUGUUUCCAUUCAUAAAGACCAAACCUUUUCAUGUUUUCAACUAAAACUUUCACCGUUCAACAGGUUCACUGAUCAUCUUCACCAUUUACUACCAUCAUUAUCAUUAUCAAUUCGUCAAGUGUUGUCACAUUCUUCAUUUUCGUCAACUCGUCAUUUUAGAUUGUUUUUAGGUUUGGCUCCUCACCAUUCAACACAUUCAUCAUCAUCCAGUAGUGGCAUUACUUUUUUACUUUAAACCAACAGUUACUUUCAAAAGCUGCCAACAUUAAGCUUACACAGUAAUGUCCGUUGUGUGUCGAUCAUUCAGGCAAAAUGCCUGGAAAAAAGAUCUUUGUUCUGAUUGUUUCCGUCCAGAAAAUGAUCAUCAAAUGGUUGAUGUCCAUGUCAACUCUAAUGGUCCCAACAUAGUUAAUACAACUGAAUGGAGUGGUAAAGUUCAAGCUUUACAGUCAACCAAGGUUAACCUAUCAGAGUUGAAGAAAAAUGGGAAUACCAAUGGAUACAAUAAAGUGAAUAAUAUAAAUGGUAAUAAUAAUGUGAAUACCUACAAAAUAUCAGCAACAUCAACACUACCCGCAAAUACGGAUGCUGUUAAUGAAAAUAACUUCAACAAUGGUGAUAUUUUCAAUGGUAAGAUUGCCAUGCUUAACCAACGUAAUUUGGAUAAAUCUGAAGACUUGUAUGAUAAUGUGAAAAAUUCAACAAACGGCCAUAACGAUAAAUUUAAUGGUAAUUGCCAAACUAAUAAAACACAGACGAUAAGAUUAAACUCUAUGCCUUUGGUACACAAGGUUGUUGGAAUUCUUAAAGUAAAGAGUGAAUCAGGUGAACAAGCGCGCAAAGGAUCAGUUCAAUUUAAAUGUGAACCUAUUGUCAUUGGUUACUGUGAUGAUGAUGACUCGGGAAAUGAAGAGGAAGAAGAGUUUGAUUAUAGUGAUUACAAUCCAGACGAUGAUGAUGAUCAUUCAGAAGAGGACUCUGAAUUUUCUCGGUUAACUGCUUCCAAUACGAGGUUUAACUCUAUUGGAGCUAAUCUUCGCGAUGCCAAAAUACUGCAAACAUUUGGUCAAAUAAACAAUCAAAGUGUUGGUAUAGCUUUCCGAAUUGGUGACUUUAAAUCCGAAACAAGGAAACAUGAUUACGAUGAAACUUUAAUUGGAUGUAACAGAGUCUCAGAGUUGAUUGGUGAAGAAAAACGUGGUAAACUGACUAAUGGGUCAAAUGGUAACUCUACUAUAGCUAAUGGAACCAACAACUUGUUAUCAACAAAAAACGGUUCUGGUGAUAAUUACAUCAACAACAAAAAGAAUGUAGAUGGUGACGAGUUGGUGAAGAAAAGUAAUGGUGUUAAUGGAAAUAAUAAUCUAACUGAUCAUGAUGGGUCAAAUGGCAGGCCCGACGAUAAUGUGAAAAGAAAUGCUGGGAACAUGAAUAACAACAACAGCAAAGACAAUAACUCAACAUUGCCAAUCGUUCCUAUUACUUUAAACUCUAAUACGGUUAACUCUACAAUAAUUAGCAGUCCUAUGAUAUCAACAGUUUCAUCUUCACAUGUUAAUAAUACAAAUACAACAACAACAUCAUCAUUAACAUACAGUUCUGGUAAACCUUUAGAAACAUCAAACACCUCAACAAACAAAGUCAACAACACACCAGCCUCCGCAAACACCAACAAUGCUACCAUUCCUGACAAUACCAGUGAUACUGUUAAUAAUGAUACAUCAAACAUUAUGGGUAACGGAGGGUCCUUGAGUUUUAAAGCGACUGAUUCUUCAGCCAAAUAUAAUACCACCAAUAAUAGUCUGAAAAGUGAAAUAAGUAAAACAUCACAAUUGACUACGCCUUUAGUCCUAAUUUCAUCAACCCAUUGUACCACUGUUGUAACCAUUACAACAACUACAUGUUCGUCAUCUAAUAAACUUAAUUCUGUUUCUACUUGUGCGCCACAUCAGACGACGCCAUCGUCAUUGUCUUCUGUAUCUUCUGCAUCGCCAAUAGUCACCAUUGCUCCUAUGAAAUCAGAAGCUGUGAAUGCCAAGGAAAAGUUGACAUGCAAAUCAUACCAAGAAAGUUCAGAUGAUACUAAUGGAAAUAAAUCAAGUUACAAUAAUGGGGAAAAUCAAUCAACCACUGUAGCAGAUUCUCAUAAUGAAUUAACCUGUAUAAGUUUACCUGUAACUAACGGAAAGUUGACUCAAUUAGAGAUUAAUGAUGAUUACUCAAUUGAUCCCAGGAAAGUUGUGGGACCUGAAAUUGAAUACACAUCAAGUAAAACUGUUGACGAGACAGAGGUUAUCUUUAUUGGUGGCGGCAUAAACAGACUGUCAUUAGUUUCAAAGGAUGAUCAGGUGGAAAAUGAAUUAUACUUUGAAAAUAGAGGCGUUAAUAGAAAAAAAUUGGAAUCAAUUGACAGUGAAAUGAAAUCAAAUGAUGAUCCUGAUGUUGAUGAUUGCUCUUCUACGACUGAUGUAGCCGAUUCUGCUGUGUCAAAUGUUUUUACAUCAACUGAUGAGGAUGAUGAUGAUGAUAACGAGCAGAGAAACGAUCAAAAUGACAAUAAUGAGGUUAACAAUGAAGUUAACGAUGAUGUUGUAAUAUCAUCCGUAUCAUUAACUUUAGUCAACAAAUUCAAUGAUACUAGAGAAGAAGAACGAUGUUCUGAAAGCAUCGAAAUUUCAGCCAACAUUAACAACAAUAAUAAUUUAACCACUAAUGGUAAAAUUAAUUCAAUUAAUGAUGAAAGGAGUGAGAUACCCAAAAAACCGGAAAGAACAUUGAAAUCAUUAAAGCCCAAAAUACCAUCUAAACCAUUUUCAUUGAGUCAUGGUAAUAAGGUCAAUGAUGAAGAUUAUUUUUACGGUAAUGGCAUUGAAACCCAUUUAAAUAGUAAUGAUAACAGUGACAAUACUAAACAAUUUAGUUGUGACAAUGGUUUAAAUAACUCGGUUGUCGAUCAAUUUGCUCAAUCAAAAAGUGAAAUCAACUCAACCUCCUGGGAUAACAAUCAUCAAUCAAGCCGAGAAUUGCGAUUAGCUGAAUUGGCCCAAGAAUUGGAAUCGGUACGUCACCCAGGCAAACGUCAAGCUCCUAUCCCACCGCCAUCGACCCAUGAAGUUUCCGAUAGACAGGCCAAGUUUAAUACUCUCACUAGAUCAGGUUUACCUGCUCCACCGCCUCGCCCACCUCCACCUUCUGGACUUAAACACAUUGUUAAUGGAGUUACCAAUGGUUAUCAUGGAUCAAAUAUUUUUCACUCCAAUGGAAACAGUAAUAACAAUAGUGGAAGCACCAAGUUUUCACUGAAAAAAUUGUUGAAAUUAUCCAAGGAUGACAAUGAUUUGGAGCACAAUGGUGAAUCAAUCAGUGGAAAGAUUUGGAAACACAAAUUUGAUUUGGAUAGACGUAAAAGUAGUCCAGGUCAUAAUGUUGACUCUCAAGAUCGAUCAACAUCAGGAUCUUAUGAUGUUAACAGAUCAUCUUUUUAUGGAAAUGGUCGAGAACGAAGUUACUCUCUGAGUGGAAACUCUUGUUUACCGCAACCUCAGCAACUCUUGCUGAACCAACAGGCUCAACAACAGCAAAAUAAACCCAACGGAUUUCGUCCUGUUGUUCCUGCUCGUCGUAGUCGAUCAAAUGAUGUAAAUCUCAAUAACAAUGAUAAAAAUUCAAUCGAUAGUCAAAUGUUAAACCGUUUAAUCACUUCAUCAACAAAUGGUUCUUUCCAUUGUAAACCAAUUGGAAUAUCAACUCAAUCUCAGCUUACUAUUUCACCUGUAUCUUCACCUACUAGUUCAUCCCUGUCAAACAGUGUCUCCUCACCCUCACCGCCAUCAUCAUCAACCUCACCUUUACCUAGAUCAACCACUAGAUUAUCAUCACAAUCAGACUUGAUCUUGACCAACCUUAAUCUAGAUUCCGCCUACACUGUCAUAGCUAAAUAUAAUGCUGACACUUUGAACCGUAUACUCCAUAAUUAUUCAUUAACUCAUCAAUCAUAUAAGAAUAUAUCCAAAAAAGAUCUUUUCUACGAAUCUUUUCGCUUGAUUGGACCUGAAUCGAAGAUAUACAAAGAUGCUUACCUUAAAAGCGAAACUAUAUCAGCCAAUUUUCUGGUCACUCCUUUGGCUUACUCAAUUCGCUCCGAAGUCUCUUUUGAUCUUAAAUACGGCCAAUUCAUUGAUCCCGAUGAGAAUGUCAAAAUGUUUGCCCUUAAACCAGAAUUUGACUUGAUUAUUACCCUUGAUCGACUUUUGGAUGAAGAUUCUUCAGAGCUUACUGGAAGCUUGAACUUGAAAAAUGCUGCUUUCAUUAUUCUUCAAUUUAUCAGUUUACUCAAAUAUUACCAAGCCAAUGGAAUUGAAGGAGUUAAUGAAGAUCAAUUAAAGUUAACUAUGUUAUGUUGUAAUAAGAAACAGACAACCAACAACAUGUACUUGAUUAGUCCUUCAUUUGAUUAUGUCUCCAAUGUUACAAAGCAUUAUUCAGAUUCGUCAACAAGCUUAUCACUUUGUAAAUGUGUUAAAGUAUUAGUUAGAAAUUUGAGACGUAAAUUGACUAAAUCUGAUGAUCUUUUAACAUUGGUGGAAGACAUUUUGCAUGAAGAGACAUCUUCUUCCCUAACCAUAGCCAAAUCUUUGUGUGAAAUCAUUUUAUUUGAGGUUCCAUUCAAUUUUGAAUCACAAGGAACUUUGGAACUGUGGUUGGAUAUUCAACGAACCAAAUUUAUUAAUUUGUUAAACUAUGAGACUGAAAAGGAGUCAGCAAGCCACAAAACUGUCCAUAAUUACUAUUUUAUGUUAUUUUUAACUCGAUCCAAUUUAAAGAUUCUAUUUCAAUGUAUUAAUCAAGUUAGAGGUAAACUUUUAUCCCUUUCUUGAACAUUCAAUUAUAAUUUUCCUACGUUUUUCACCAUAUUUAACCUUUUACUUUUGCUUUUUGGUCAUUGAUUGUCUGAUGUUUAUAAAAAGUAUUCAAGUAAUCUUAACAUGUUAAUAUUUUUUAAAAAAAAUUGUUCUGAGUAAUUAUCUGUCAAUCCAAAUGAUUUCAUUGUUCAGCCUUAAUGAGCACAAUGAAUACUGAUUUCAAUUAUUUUCAUCUGAUGAAAUGCUAUCGAUUUUUCACUAAUUUUUACCAUUCAAUGUCAAAUUAAUAAAUUUUCUUGUUACAUUGAUGAUACAUUGAUGAAAAUAAAAGCUAAUUUCAUAU
Molecule: messenger RNA, 5578 nt
Organism: Tetranychus urticae (two-spotted spider mite)
Lineage: Eukaryota; Metazoa; Arthropoda; Arachnida; Trombidiformes; Tetranychidae
Source: RefSeq, a predicted model, not a curated record